AUGGAACCAUUAGAUAGCAAUGCUUGGGUGUUUGACUCCCUGGUGGGGUUUCUUCAUGGCCCCGUAUGGAAUGUUCCGUUACAAACUUUUAUCGAGGAAAAAUCUCUACUUUUUGAACCAACGGACAAUGGCGAAGUCAUGGAUAAUCCAGAAUACAAGAGGAUCCAUGAGGAAUACCGUAAUUUGGUCGACGUGAUGCUAGGUUCUUUCAUGGACGAUAUCGGUAUUACAGCUGACCAAUUCGAGGCAGCAUGUAAACUAUCAGCUCGCGAUCUUGCUGGGCUACCUGCCCACUUCCACCGGAGACUGUUUGAACAAAUUUGGGCAGCGAACGACUACGAGAUGUUUGUUAAGAUGAUGACACACAAAAACGUGGAGUUGCAGUUGCAGGCAUUGGAAUUAAUUGAGAGACGUUACGGAGCAAUGCCCAGUCUGUUUUCAACGGAAACAAAUUACGAAAUGCCAGAAAACGAUGAAACUGAAGAAUGGCCUGACAGCGAUGAUGUUAUGACCGAAAUAAAGAAGUUGCAACUCGAAGAAAUCGAAAAAGACGAAGAAGCCGAUACUGCAUGUGUCCCUGUCGCUCAUGAAGAGUUUGUCGCUGAAAAGAAAACUCUUCUAUCGAAAUUGCACAGUUUCGAGAAAAAAGAAGAGAAACCUGAAGUGGAAGUAGUCGCUCGCACGAAAGAUUCUCCGAUUGCCGCUGAACCAUCAAAACCACCGCCUAGAAAAGUGGAAGUGAGUGAAGAAGAAGUACGAGCACGUCAAGAAUACUUAAAGCAACAACGCGACAAGCUGCUUGCUUUGAAGAAACAAGUGCGCGAAAAAAGACUAGGUGUUGCUGAAACAAAUGAAUCAGGAGGUGGUGAAGGGUCAUUGACACAAGUUCCGAGGCCACGAUCAGCUCGAGUCGCGCAAGCUGCGCUAGCUGGUUCGCCACCACCGCCGACCCCAGACGCCAUGCAAUUACGAAGAGCUCUCGCCUCCAAACUGAAGACUGAAGUAGUCGAUAACAACUAUUAA
Molecule: messenger RNA, 1023 nt
Organism: Diatraea saccharalis (sugarcane borer)
Lineage: Eukaryota; Metazoa; Arthropoda; Insecta; Lepidoptera; Crambidae
Source: the annotation of a GenBank genome assembly